Messenger RNA from Carica papaya (papaya), 1761 nucleotides. Lineage: Eukaryota; Viridiplantae; Streptophyta; Magnoliopsida; Brassicales; Caricaceae. The record is from RefSeq and is a predicted model, not a curated record.
AUGAGAGCACAAUUCAAAGAAAUCAAUGCCAGGCCUGCAAAGAAAGUGGCUGAGGCCAAAGCCCGCAAGAAGCGUGCAGCCAUGAGGAAGCUCGAGAAAGUUCGGAAGAAAGCAAACAGUAUAUCAGACCAAGCAGACAUAUCAGAUCCUUCAAAGAGGAAAUUAAUUGAGCAACUCUAUAAGAAGGCAACGCCCAGAAGGCCACAAAAGGAAUAUGUGGUUGCGAAGAAAGGAGUGCAGGUGAAGACUGGCAAGGGAAAAGUCCUUGUAGAUCCUAGGAUGAAAAAGGAUGCUAGGGCACGUGGGAUGGGGAAGCCAGGAAAAGGAGGUAAAAAGGGGAAGAAUGUCAAAGCUCAGAAAGGCAAAGGACAAAUGAAGGCGCGGUCAAAGACGGGAAGGAAGCCCAAGAAAGAGAGACAAUUGAAGAGCAUGCUACUAACUUUAUUACAAGAAGGAGACUGGCGUACAAAAAAUACAGGUAAUAAGAUUGCAGAGUUAAAGAAGGAAGAGAAAAUGGCUAUAAGUCCAAACCUAACGUCAUGCCACCCAUCUUAUGGUCGCAAAGACUUGCUUGUGAACUGCUGCCCGCCAAACUACCAAACUCCACAACCUUUCAUUGAUUUUCAAUUUCCAGACCCUUCACGACCUGUAAGAGUUCGACGUCCAAUCCAUAUCAUUGAAAAAGAUGAGACCUACGUUGCAAAAUACAAAAAAGCAAUCUCCAUCAUGAAGUCUUUGCCUUAUGACGACCCUCGAAAUUAGAUGCGUCAAGCAAACUUAUACUGUCUUUUUUGUACUGGAGCCUACAACCAACCACACUGUCAUUUCCCUUUUCAGGUCCAUGGAUCCUGGCUCUUUUUUCUUUGGCAUCGUAUGAUGUUUUACUUCCAUGAACGUAUCCUUGGAAGUCUUAUUGGAGAUAACACUUUUGCUUUGCCUUACUGGCCAUGGGACAUCCCUGAAGGAAUGGAGAUCCCCGCCUUAUAUAUGAACGAACCCUUUUUUGAUGCAGAAUGUGACAUUUCUCAUUUUUCACCUCGAAAGAUUAAUUUGAACUUCAAUGAUGAAGGAUAUGUCAUGUUCAUGGCACUAGAGCUCACCCGCAUAACACCAUGCAUACUUAGGUUUGGUAGUAGUUUAAAUCCUCGAAGGGAGGAUAUGGGUGUCUUUUACUCAGCUGCAAGAGACCCAAUUUUCUAUGUACACCACAGCAAUAUAGACUGCUUACACUAUCUACCAUGGCUUAAUGCACGUCCCAAGCCUUCAAUUCCACCCAAGCUUGCUCGUCAAAUUCUCACCAACAUGUCAACCAACCACUAUCCAUCGAUUAUAGACUUCACCCCAUACGGUAAACCACUAAACAACAACUUAACAUUGAAAGUUAAAAGACCUAAACUCUUUAGAACCAAAAAAGAGAAAGAAGCGGAAGAAGAGGUGAUUGUUGUUUAUGGAAUCAAUGUCAAACAAGAUGAAUAUGUGAAAUUUGAUGUGUACGUGAAUACAAUUGAUCAUACAGUGGCUAGUCCACAAUUUAGGGAAUUCGCAGGAACAUUUGUCCAUGUUCCUCAUGGUAUAUCAUUUCAUAAGCGAGAGAGUUAUGAAAUGAGAAAGAAGAAAUACACUCUUAAAUUAGGAAUAUCAGAAGUAUUAGAGGAUUUGGAGGCAGAUAUAGAUGAAAGCAUUUGGAUCACAUUAUUACCAAGAACUAAAACUUGUAUCAAUGUGACCAUUGAUGGCGUUCUAAUUGAGUACAUGAAAUAA